Molecule: messenger RNA, 294 nt
Organism: Punctularia strigosozonata HHB-11173 SS5
Lineage: Eukaryota; Fungi; Basidiomycota; Agaricomycetes; Corticiales; Punctulariaceae
Exons: 3
Coding region: 1-294 (97 amino acids)
Source: RefSeq, a predicted model, not a curated record
AUGCCAACGAACUUCAUCUACUUUGCGGUAGAGGUAUGCUAUACAAAACUGUACCUGAACAGCUUCCUUGCUAUGAUGAACACGAGGGAGAAGCUGAGGUUGAGGAAUGGAGGAAGCCCACAUGCUCUCAACAAUCUAAGCUCGACCAUCGACACCAGCUCCUUCGGGCGACGCGGCAGUGCUUACCCAUUGCCGCCGUUUCGUAUAACUCGCGACGAGGUCAAAGACGACCCACAACCUUCGUCGUCUGCCGCAGAGAACGACGACGUGUACAAGAUCAUGCAGGUGAACUAA